Molecule: messenger RNA, 1646 nt
Organism: Belonocnema kinseyi
Lineage: Eukaryota; Metazoa; Arthropoda; Insecta; Hymenoptera; Cynipidae
Gene: Pa1
Product: PAXIP1-associated glutamate-rich protein 1
Exons: 3
Coding region: 291-755 (154 amino acids)
Source: RefSeq, a predicted model, not a curated record
UUUGUUGGGUUUGUUGUUUGUCAUAGGGCUGCGAGGGCCGAGGCGUUGUCAUAAUCUUUAAUGUUUUUUGCAACAAAAUUUGUAAUUAAGAUUAUUCCGAGCACUUCUUAUAGUUAAUUUAGGUUUAUUUAAUAUAAAUAUAUCUAUUUGUGCAAUCUGCUGUGUGAGUGAAGGUGUGUAUUUGUUUUGACGAGUGGGAACCUAACCUCAAAAUGCGAAGCUUCGAAUAUAACCUUGAAGUCCGAUAAGAGAGACUCGUGUCGAUAUUUAAUACAUAGUUUCUGUACAAAAUGGAACGAAAUGAGGAAGACUGGUCGGUGGAAUGCUCCGACGAUGAAAAAUACGAGGCUGAUUCAAAAGGUGAAUGGGUUUUUAAGUCAGACGAAAUAAUUACCCUAAUUGAAGGCUUGGAUACGAACAACAGGAUUUUAGAGCUCGAAUGGAAAUGUCCAGGAAGGCGCGGUCCUUCUCCUGUCCCUUCGAAUAACCACCAACAGGAUCACAAUCUGCAGGACUACAAAACUGAAGAAAAAUCAGAUUUCGACUUCAUGGACGAAAUGGCCUCGCCCCGAAUUCCAGUUCGCCGCGUAGGAGAAAUCACUCCAAAAGGUAGUGCAAAGAAGAAAACUGCAAGUUUCAAUGGAGUUUUAUCGACGAUGUUGCGUCAUCGUAGACUAGAACAGCAGGAGAUCAACUCGACUCCCAAAAAGAGCGAACCCAGUUCACCUGGUAUGAAACCACAACCUACCACAUAACCUUCUUGUGUUCCAAGCUUCGAAAAUGAAGCCGAAAGAAGAACUUCUUUCAUGAAAGUUUGACUCUUAGAUAAUUUUACCAGAAAGUGAUUCGAAGUAGACGUAAGCUCUGCUCGGGAUAAUCUAACCUGUCAAAGAAAUUCUAUAUAAGUCGUGUGGGCGCUCGAAGCAUCAGAGACUUUGAAAAGCGAGUGGAUAGAGGUCUUGGAGAGAAAAGAAUCUAAUUUUAAUAGGAAAGCAUUAGUUUAAAACUUAUUUUUUUCGAUUUUAGUCAAAAUGAUCGUUACCCCUAAAAAGGUAAAAUUGAUUUAUCCUCUGUGAGGCUCUUCUAUGAAAUAAUGAUUCUAUGAUUCUACGAUUAAUAGUGUAUAUGACUAGAUAUUUGGUAGAUUUUCAAUCGAAUAUGUCAUUGAAAAGAUUAGUGUAUUUCUUCUCUGGUCGUCCUAGUAUCUUUUGUUCAAUAUUUAGUAUUCGAGGGUAAGUUAUAUAUUGUACAAAGGAGAAUAAAAAAUGUAUGUAUAUAUUUAUCGGAACGUGAAAAUUGUCGUAAUUAGAAGACGUAGUUGCAAUAGCGAAUACUAUGGCUAGCAAAGGAUAUGGCUAACAAAGAGUAUGACUAUUUUCUCAACGCCAGUUGUCUGGGUUAAUCACUUAUCGAGUAUCUCUAGCUUUUUACUUUCAAUGCGUUGACAUUAAGUAAUCUUUAAAUCUGUUCUCAUGAUCUAUAUAUAUAUAUAUAUAUUCUAACUGUUUCAUUUUUAAGAGUGAAUUAUAAUACAGGUAUAAAUACAUUUUAUAAUUCGAACUUUCAAAUACAAUAUCCAUAUUUUCAGUUAAAAAAAUUCAAAUGUACAUUUUAUUUAAAAAAAAUAAAAGUUUUUAUUAAAGUCA